Molecule: messenger RNA, 717 nt
Organism: Vicia faba (fava bean)
Lineage: Eukaryota; Viridiplantae; Streptophyta; Magnoliopsida; Fabales; Fabaceae
Source: the annotation of a GenBank genome assembly
AUGGCAUCAAGAUCCUAUGCUAAUCUCUUAGACUUAGCUGGUGGAGGAGACUUGCUUGAUAUUCCUCACACCCCAAGAACUCUUCCAAGGGUUAUGACUGUUCCUGGAAUUAUUUCUGACCUGGAUGGUGAAUCAGACGUUAGUUCUUCUGGAUGUCGGGAGCGGAAAAUCAUUGUGGCAAACAUGUUGCCUCUGCAGGCUAAAAGAGAUAUUGAUACCGCUAAAUGGUGUUUCAGUUGGGAUGAAGAUUCAAUUCUAUUACAACUUAAAGAUGGUUUUUCUUCUGAUACUGAGGUAAUCUAUGUGGGUUCUCUCAAAGCAGAGAUAGAUGCUAGUGAGCAGGAUGAAGUUGCUCAGAAAUUACUGGAUGACUUUAAUUGUGUGCCUACCUUUCUACCACAUGAUCUGCAGAAAAAGUUUUAUCUUGGUUUUUGUAAGCAGCAGCUCUGGCCACUGUUCCAUUAUAUGCUACCCAUAUGCUCAGAUCACGGUGAUCGCUUUGACCGUGUGCUUUGGCAGGCUUAUGUUUCUGCUAACAAAAUAUUUGCAGACAAAGUCAUGGAAGUGAUUAAUCCUGAUGAUGAUUUUGUUUGGGUUCAUGAUUACCAUUUGAUGGUUUUGCCUACUUUCUUGAGGAAACGAUUUAAUCGAGUUAAACUUGGGUUCUUUCUUCACAGUCCUUUCCCAUCUUCCGAAAUUUACCGAACUUUGCCUUAG